Molecule: messenger RNA, 2495 nt
Organism: Protopterus annectens (West African lungfish)
Lineage: Eukaryota; Metazoa; Chordata; Ceratodontiformes; Protopteridae
Product: kazal-type serine protease inhibitor domain-containing protein 1-like
Exons: 4
Coding region: 461-1345 (294 amino acids)
Biological process (GO): regulation of cell growth; regulation of signal transduction
Cellular component (GO): extracellular region
Molecular function (GO): insulin-like growth factor binding
Source: RefSeq, a predicted model, not a curated record
GUUUCCCACACCUACCCCCAGCAGACUGACAGAAAAAAAAUCUGCCUAAAAAUCUCUUCAGAUUUGAAACUUCUUUGCUGAGCACUCAGUGUUUAGCUUUAUGCUCUGACUUUAUAGGCUGAUACCUUGAUUUUAAGGGGAAAUAUAACUCUGAUAAAGUAUGCUAACAAAAAACAGCUUACAGUGAAGGAAUUUAGCAGAAUUUGGCAGUUAUUGCACUGUAAAGAAUACAGAGCACAGAUGCAACUAAGAUUGAUAAUGAAUGUAGAAAAGUAAUGCUGAUACCUAAAAAUAAAAACUAAUGCUAAUUUGAUUUAAAUCAGAAGAUAUUUUAACAUAUUUGGUACUGGUAAACGAAACAAAAUAGUAUAGCUUUUCUGAAAAAUUUUCAAGAAGAGGUUUGAAGAAAUUAUUCUGAUAAAAACAAUAUUUUCUCUUCCUCUUUAUACAACACUGCAAAAUGGUGAAAUUAGUGCUGUUAAUUACUUUAGUUUUAUUUGCAGAAUCUGUAGUUAUUUUUCCAAGGAAAACAUUUCAGCAUAGGGACUGGGACAGUCCGCUGGAGGAAGAAAAAGAGUGCCCUGUGUGCCAACUAGAGCUCUGUCCAUCUCUUCCGACUUGUCUUGCUGGCAAGGUCAAGGACAGAUGUGGUUGCUGUUGGGAAUGUGGGAAUACGGAAGGUAAGCUAUGUGAUCCUACCCCUAACCGUAGCUUUUAUGGCAGAUGUGGAGAAGGCCUAAAGUGUAUGGUUGAGGUAGAUAGUGACAAUUUUGGACACAUUCCUGAACCUCAGUGUGUUUGCCUGAAGAAAGGUAUGAUCUGUGGAUCUGAUGGAAAAACGUAUAGAAACCUCUGCAAGUUCCGGGAAGCCAUCUAUUCUAGUCAGACUGCUGUCCAUCUAACAAUAGCUCGGAAAGGCCCAUGCAAAGCAGCUCCAGUUAUUACCAAACCACCUCGGGAUAUGGUCACCAUCGAAGGUCAUGACAUCAUUUUUGAUUGUGCUGUGUCCUCUUAUCCAAUGGCAUUAAUUGAAUGGAGGAAGGAAGGAAGCCGCCUUUUGUUACUAGGUGAUGACUCACAUAUUGCUGUUCAGACUCGUGGGGGACCACAGCAAUAUGAAAUCACUGGCUGGUUACAGAUCAAGAACAUCCAGAAAGAAGACGAAGGUAUCUAUACCUGUUAUGCAAACAAUGGAUAUGGACAGAAUUCUGCAUCAGCUUCAUUACGAGUUGUAGAUCGAGAAUCUUCACUGGUUGAAGAAGUGUUGACGGACAGGACAGAUGCUUUUGACCUGAUAGAUGAUGAAGAUGAAGGCCUGAAUAUUUCUGGAGAUAAUGAAAUCUGAAAAAGAAAUGGAUAAAUAUUGAAAUCAACUGUUGCACCUUAAAGAAAGAUUAUUUUUUCUUCUGUGGAAAAUCAUUACUCCCUCAUUAUUCAUACAUUAGCUUCAUGGCAAGUAGCUUAUAAACAGGUAUUCAUUUAGAAAUGAUACAAAAAACAUUUAGAAACAGUAGACUUUGCUGUGCACCUUUCAGUUUAAAUGUCUGUAAUUCUGUAAUAUGUGGUUUGUUAUUAGAGUAAGACAUUGUUUUAUUUCUUUGUGAUAUUUUGCUUUCAUUCAGACCACUGAAAGAUAUUUCUCCUUCUUGUGGUAUCUGAAGCAGUUUUGUAAGGCAUGUAAAGCAAUUCUGGGAAUGUGCUUUUUAAAAUGAGAUACACAGGUUACACAUGUUUAACCUUUCUAGCCAUUUAUCUGCAGUUAUAAAUAUAUUUCAUGAAUCAAAUCUUUCAAAGAGAUGUGUGGUAGGGUUAUACAGAGAGAAACAUCAAGGUGUGCCUAGCAUAAUGAGUAAUCUCAUCACAUUAUUCUCACCUCUGUUACUGACAAAUAAACCUGUGGGUAUUCUAAUGAGAUAUUGUUGAUCUUGCAAACAAACAAUAGAUUACCAUAUACUGAAUGUUGCAAAUCCAGAAAUAGAUGGUCACAAGUGUUCUGAUAUGUUAUUAUACUGCAUUGGAAGCAAUGAUAUUCACUUUUCCCUCACACAUUGUCUACAAAGGUAAUAUUUUAUUUAAAUAUUUUUAUAAUAUGUAGUAGAUUUCAAAGAAAUUUCAUUUGUGGUUUAUUUUUUAAAAACGUUUUUGCUUUUGAAUUAAGAAUAUCAUUUCUGUAAAUUGUUCUAAUUACAGACCAACAAUAACCUAAAAUUGAAAUGUUAAUAAUUUUGAAAAUUGUCUGAAUGAAAAACAACAAUAUAGGGCUCUGUGACUAGUUUCAUACACACCACUGAUUUAGUUGAAGCCAUUCGAACUGGCAGUGGAUGGGAAUUAAGUUGAAGGGAAUAUCAUUGUUUAAUGAACAGGGUUACAUUUUAACUAGAGGACUUGGCAUUUCAGAAGGACUGUGAGAUUUAUCCCUAUUGCUUGUUAUGGUCAAAUUUCUUUUUGACUUAUAUGCAAAAGUGACCUGUAAUAAAUUACUUUUAACAUUGGUA